This is a messenger RNA of Coregonus clupeaformis (lake whitefish), 1879 nucleotides long. RefSeq names its product actin-fragmin kinase (gene klhdc3l). Gene Ontology annotation, molecular function: protein binding. The coding region runs from base 224 to 1549 and encodes 441 amino acids. The record is from RefSeq and is a predicted model, not a curated record. Gene Ontology annotation, cellular component: Golgi apparatus. The transcript is spliced from 9 exons. NCBI's taxonomy places the organism in Eukaryota, Metazoa, Chordata, Actinopteri, Salmoniformes, Salmonidae.
UACUAUCACGUGCUUUCUCCAGUGUUGGGGGUUUCUCAUUUUUCAAUACAGAGAAACAGCCACACUUCCUGCUCAAACCACAAUAUGCCCCUCCUUCUGAAAUGCUCUUCAAAGCCUGGAUGAUCACAGGAACGGGUGAGAUAUCGGAUAUCUGACAGUCGUCAGUGGUUUUUCCUGAGGAGAAUAGCACCCCAAUGACAGCCGAGAUUGAGGAUUCCCUAGUAUGAGCCGGAGGAGCAGUAGCAGCCCCAGCCUGUGGACCGUACUGCCUCAGAGUGGCCCUGCACCAUGUAACCGCUACAAGCACGCCUGCUGCUCCUACGGGGGCAGUGUCUUUGUGUUGGGAGGGAGGGAGAGCCACUCGCUCAGGGACUUCUGGAGGUAUAAUGUUGUAUGCAAUGAGUGGACAGAGUUGGACUGUAGCUGUGAGGCAGCACCUGAGGCGCUUCAGGAACAUUCCAUGGUGGCCUAUCAGGGUGUUCUGUAUGUCUUCGGUGGAAUGAUUGAUUCUGCGUACACUAUAUGGAAAACCCCCCUCUGGUUGUUUGAUAUUGUGAAAGAGCAGUGGGUGUCCUGGCAGGAAAGGAACCCCCCUCAGAACCAGGUGCCAGUCAACAGGAAGGGCCACAGUGCCGUGGUGUUUAGCUCUGCCAUGUACAUCUACGGAGGAUACAUUGACAUGAGAGCCUCAUCACAGGAGUUCUGGAAGUUAGAAUUUGACACUAUGUUGUGGUCCCUGCUGGACUGUACCCAGACGGAGGUGGGUCCUGGUCCCAGACACAGCCACUCUGCCAUGACCCACCUGGACUGCAUGUACCUGUUCGGGGGUCUGAGAGGCCUGAGGGAGCAGAGGGAUCUGUGGAGAUGGAACUAUACCAGUCAUUCCUGGAGCUGUCUCAAAGCCACGUCAGGCCCCUCUAAGCUGGUGGGCCACUCAGCAUUGGUCUACCGGGACAGCAUGCUUCUGUUUGGAGGAGGAGAGAGCCAGCACACCCCCAGGAGCUGUCUAUGGAGGUACAGCUUCACCACCCAGACCUGGGGUAAGCUAGCCGUGCUACCCGGCUCCAACCCACCUCCCCACAGGAUCUACCACUGCUGUGCCGGCCUGGGCCCCAACUACCAGCCUGCCGUGACCACCACCACCAGCACCACCCUGACCCCCAGCACCACCAUCAGAAAUAGCCUGGACAGCAAGAUACGGCCGUUCAAGAACAAAUGCUUCCCAUCCUCCUCAGAGACAGAGGGCACUAUAGAGCUGGAGACGUUUAGUAGCUCGGAGAAGCUAUUCACUGAAGUGGGGGACUAUUGUAAUGGUCUAAGUAGGAAGGACGCUCAGCGGAUCGAGAACUGUCUGACCUUUGAGAACCAGGAGGCCUUCAGUAAGCAGUGGAGCUGUGAGGAUAUGGAGGAGGAUGGUUCAGGUAAACCAGAGGAGAGCCAUGAGAGCAUAGCACAAAACCUGCCUGAUUUGCUACUGGUGCUGGGGGGAAAGCCCUUAGUUGGACAUACGGUCAUAUCUGUGUGGCAGAUGACACUGGCUGACCUCUGACCUUUGACCUCUGACCCAGAGAGAGAGGGAUGGCAUUUUGUAAACUAUUUAAAAGAAAACUCGAUAUAUUCUAUGGAAAUGUAUCACAAAGCGGGGGGGUGAUGCAGCUGCAUAGCGUUCCCCUGCUAAGGUGUUAUUAGUCCACAUAAUUUUUACUGAGUCCCAAAUAUACUGUACAUAUCUUAAUCUUUGUUAAUUCAGCUGAAUAAUCAUUCAGAUUUAAGAAAACAAUUCAGCAAAUCUAUUUAGCAGAUUAUUUUUUAUUUUAUUUUUAACCUAUUGUGAUGAGUGUGAUGAAAGGAGUUAGGCGCAGGAGGGUAAUCACCGAAU